AUGAAUGAUCUAAUGACUAAGUCAUUCCUCAGUUACGUGGACCUCAAGAAACAGGCCAUGAAAGACCUUGAAUCGGAACCCGACCUCGAAAUGGGCAAACUUGGCCCUGCUGAUGAACAGAACCUCACCCAAUUUUUCAAACAAAUGACCGCAAUCAAGGCCGAUAUGGAACAGAACCUCACAAACCUUCUUCUUGAUCUUCAGGACCCGAAUGAAGAAACCAAGUUUACUCACACUGCUAAAGUUCUUGAGGGCUGA
Messenger RNA from Prunus armeniaca (apricot), 258 nucleotides. The record is from the annotation of a GenBank genome assembly. Lineage: Eukaryota; Viridiplantae; Streptophyta; Magnoliopsida; Rosales; Rosaceae.